AUGGAUGAUGCUUUGCGUCGUAGCAUCUUUGGUUCAUCUGAUGAAUCAAAUGAACCAUCGCCGAAGCGUAGGCGCUCGAGGUCGCGAGACUCGGGCGCUAACAGUGGUGUCGGUUCUCCUAUGGACACCACUUCGCAACGAGGUGCCAGUACUUCUGCCGGCACAUCGCAGGAAGAGCGGGACCGCAAUGUGUUGCGUCUCGCUCCUGAGAAGAAGGCAUGGAUGCCUCCAAAAUCAGUCAUGGAUCACUUGUCGGUGACGACAAGUGAUCGUUAUCGAACACGGUUGUUCGAUUCGUCAAGGAUCCAUCACCUUGACCCCAGUGCGAAAAACUAUCGCGCUGAACAUGAAUUCUUCAUCGAUGCUUUCGUUAAACAUCGAUGGUACAGUGGGAAUCACAAGCGUGAUGGUCCCUCACUGACUCAAGCGUGGAACGCCUGCAUCUAUAACCUUGAGGAUGUAGGUCGUGACGCUUGGAACGACAAACUUAUCAAAGCUCGUGAUAAGUUUGAGAAAAUAACCCUGACAGUUGCACGCUACAAGCUGCAUCGUCUGUCAAGGGAGAAAGGAUUACCCUGCCUCUCUUGGGGAGACUCGUGCCCAUGUUGUGUGAACAACUCUGCACGAGCACCUAAGGAGGCUUACCUCCUUACUAGCCCUUGGUGGUGCGUACGUAUCUCUAUUGAGAUGUACGAAGGGAUUGACAAUCUGAAAUCCCUUUACGACCGUGCCGGGGAGACUUUCUCCGGCGGUCCUUCUGCGGCACAGGAUGUGCCGCGUCGUACUGCUCAACCAGACCCAGUACGUCGAUCAUCAGUUGGGAGCGGGGCUCCCAGGAAUCCCAGGACGGGGGAUAGCCGCGCCACCGGACGAGAUAACUCGUCCGACGUCCGUUCACGUCGCGGUGGUUCAACAGCUGCUCAACUAGAUAGCGCUGGCCACCGCUAG
Molecule: messenger RNA, 948 nt
Organism: Peronospora matthiolae
Lineage: Eukaryota; Oomycota; Peronosporomycetes; Peronosporales; Peronosporaceae
Source: the annotation of a GenBank genome assembly